Messenger RNA from Callorhinchus milii (elephant shark), 4971 nucleotides. It is a transcript of the gene col22a1, whose product is annotated as collagen, type XXII, alpha 1. NCBI's taxonomy places the organism in Eukaryota, Metazoa, Chordata, Chondrichthyes, Chimaeriformes, Callorhinchidae. The transcript is spliced from 63 exons. Bases 48 to 4748 code for a protein of 1566 amino acids. The record is from RefSeq and is a predicted model, not a curated record.
GGGCUUUGGAAAGUGUGAAAAGGCUUUCAGGGUUUGUUGCCCCUGAGAUGACCUGUGGAGUGGUACCCCGUCUGGCGUGGUGGGUGGCUGUUCUCUCAUUGCUAUGGGCUGGAGAGGAGACCAGGGCGCAGAGAGCAGGCUGUAAGAACGUGCACUAUGACCUGGUCUUCCUGUUGGACAGCUCGUCUAGCGUGGGGCGAGAGAACUUCCAGAAGGUCCGGCAAUGGGUGGUGAAGCUGGUAGAAACCUUCGAGGUGGGGGUGGACGGCACUCACGUUGGGGUGGUGAGCUACAGUGACCGGCCCCACACCGAGUUUGAGCUGGGGGCUCACCACAGCGCUGAGGCCGUCCAGAGAGCAGCCAACGCCAUCCCGUACCGGCGGGGCAACACCAGGACAGGGGAGGCCAUCGGCCACGUGGCUCUGGAUAGCUUCACAGUCCAGGCGGGUGGGCGGCCUGGCCAGUCGGGGGUCCAGCAGGUGGUGGUGCUGCUGACGGAUGGCCGUAGCCAGGAUGAGGUGCUGUCCAACGCCACGUUGGCACACUCGGCUGGCCUGCGGGUCUUCGCAGUGGGAGUGGGCGAGGCGCUGCGAGAGGAGCUGCAGGAGAUCGCCUCUGAGCCCAAGGCCGCCCACGUCUUCCAUGUCUCCGACUACAACGCCAUCGACCGGGUGAGGGGCGUCCUACGCCGGCGGCUAUGCCAGAACGUGCUGUGUCCCAAUCUGCGAGUGAGCGGAGACCAGUUCAAAUUAGUCGGCCAAUCCUCGGCCAAUAUACCGGGCUUUGACCUGAUGGAGUUGUUCCAUGUGAAAAGCAUCGUUGAAAUGAAGGACGGUGGAUUUGUCCGGCUUGGUUCAAUGCCCGUCGUCCAGCUGACAGACGACGUGUUUCCUCAAGGCCUGCCUGAUGAGUAUGCCUUCGUCACCACCUUCAAGUUCAGGAAAGCCUCGAGGAAGCAAGACUGGUACAUCUGGCAGAUCAUUGACAAAUACGGCAUCCCCCAGGUUUCCAUCCGACUGGACGGUGAGAACAAAAUGGUGGAGUACAACGCGGUGGGGCUGAGCACGGACGCAGUACGGGCCGUGUUCAGGCACCGUGACGUGGCCCACUUGUUUGACCGGAAUUGGCACAAGUUGGCGGUGAGCGUGGGGUCCAGCAGCGUGGCUCUCUACAUCGACUGCCAGCUGGUGGGCACCUUACCCCUCGAAGAGAGAGAGAACAUCGACAUCCGAGGGAAAACCGUCAUCGGCAAGCGUCUGUACGACAGCGUUCCCAUCGAUUUCGAACUGCAGCGGAUGGUCAUUUACUGCGAUGCCAGAGACGCGGAGCUGGAGACUUGCUGUGAUCUCCCAAGCAAUCCGUGCGGACUGACAGUUGUCACCCAGGCCCCUGACAUCGAGAUCCCCGGAAGAACCCCACCCGCCGCAGAAGCUGAUAGUCGGCAAACUAUCAACUGCUCCUGCUCUAAGGGAGAGAAGGGCAGCUUUGGACAAGCGGGGCGUCCAGGUCCAAAGGGAGACAGAGGUCAACCGGGAUUUCCUGGCCCCAAAGGAGAAAAAGGAGAUACGGUGAGCUCGAGCCAGUUGACAGUGGAACGAGGGGCAAAGGGCGAUGCAGGAAUCCAGGGAUUGGCGGGACCUCCUGGCCCGACAGGACCUAAGGGAGAUCGUGGCCAGCCUGGGGAGCGAGGGAUGGAAGGCUUCGUUGGGCCCCCGGGCAUGCAGGGCGAGCGAGGUCUGAAGGGCUCAAGUGGCAAGAAGGGUGAAAAUGGAUUGGACGGAUAUCUUGGAAAACCCGGCCUUCCCGGAACGGAGGGUCGGACUGGCAGCCCCGGGAGCCAGGGUGUCCCCGGGAUUAAAGGGGAGAAAGGAGAAGCUGGAUCCCCAGGAACAUUGGGAGAUGUGGUACCGACUAUUGAGCUGAAAGGAGAAGCUGGACCCCCGGGCCCCAUAGGUCCUCAUGGGCCGCCCGGCUCCAUGGGACCUCCAGGUCGGGAUGGGACGGAUGGCGCACCUGGGUUUCAGGGGCCGAGGGGCAGGAAGGGUGACCCAGGGCUGCCAGGGGCUCAGGGCGGAGUUGGCCCUCCGGGAGCUGAAGGACAAUCCGACGUUGCCGGGCCCCCGGGAUCUCCAGGCGAGCAGGGUUUGCCCGGUGAAAUUGGAUUGCCAGGAAAACCAGGACUAGUGGGAGAACCGGGCUCCCCAGGGGCGGACGGGAAUCAUGGUUUGCUUGGGAUUCCAGGAGGCAAGGGAGAAGCCGGAGAAAGGGGACAAGACGGAUUCCCGGGAAUACCUGGAAGGAAGGGAGAGCCGGGGAGAUCAGGGGUCGCGGGGUCCGUGGGUCAGAAGGGAGAAUCCGGGCUUCCUGGGCUUGACGGAGCCUCCGGCCCCAAGGGAGUCGGAGGAGAGAAGGGGGAUCGGGGGGAGUCGGGUCCCAUCGGCCCGGAGUCCGAAAAGGGUCAAAAGGGCGAGGUGGGAGCUCCGGGACAACCAGGCUUACCAGGCACGGCGGAUGGUCCCAUACUACCUGGCUUUCCGGGUGCGGAGGGAGAGAAAGGUGAUAAAGGUGAUAAAGGAGCUGUGGGAGAGCCUGGUUCCCACGGCAAUCCGGGCGGAAGAGGUCCUGCAGGAGUUAAGGGUGCGAAAGGUGAACACGGGCUUCCUGGGAAACCAGGGGCAAAAGGAGACAUGGGCGUUGGGGGAAGCCCAGGUCUGCCGGGAGCCCACGGAUUGCCAGGCAGCGUGGGGACGCCAGGUGGUGUGGGCCCAUCAGGGGCUGAUGGUGUAAAUGGGCAGAAGGGGGAGCCUGGGAGAGAUGGAGAGCUAGGUCCACCUGGAGCUGUGGGCCAGGCUGGUUCCCCGGGGAUUCCCGGCGUACCGGGAGAGGGGAGAGCCGGAAAAAUGGGGCAUCCUGGAGCGCCUGGCUUGGCAGGACCCCAAGGACACAAGGGAGACCCAGGAGAAUCUGGUCACCCUGGGUUACCGGGAGACGUUGGCCCUCCUGGUGUGGGGCUUCCUGGACUGCAGGGCCCCACAGGACCGGCAGGUGACAGGGGAUUUUCGGGCCCCAGAGGGCUUCCGGGAGUGCCCGGCCAACAAGGACCCGCCGGGCAAGACGGCGUGCCCGGUCUGCCAGGUGACCCAGGAGCCCCGGGGGAACCCGCAUCAUUACCCAUUAUCUCAAGGGGAGAUAUAAGAGGCUUGGUUCAGGACGCUUGUGCCAGCUGCCCAGCAGGACCUCCCGGCCUCCCGGGAAUACCAGGCUUCAAAGGGAGCAAAGGUCAUGCAGGCCCCCCCGGGGUGGAAGGAAACACCGGGAAGACGGGAGACACGGGACCGCCUGGCUCAAAAGGUCCAGAAGGACUCAAGGGCGGCAAAGGAGACCGAGGUUUUCUUGGCCCAACUGGUGAGAAGGGCAUCCAGGGUAGUCCAGGGCUGCCAGGAUACCCCGGCCCCCCCGGAAAUCAAGGCCCGGCAGGAGCUGAUGGUGUCUCAGGAGUGCCCGGCACCCCGGGGCUGGUAGGAGAGAAGGGGAAGGAAGGUGUCCCGGGAAUACGAGGCCCACCAGGAUUGCCGGGAAGACUUGGUCUGGAGGGAAAGGACGGAAAAGAUGGCAAGCCCGGCGAUCCAGGGGAGCCGGGCAGGGCAGGUAAUAUUGGGCUUCCUGGCCGGACAGGAUCCAGAGGCAUCCCUGGUUUCAAGGGGCCCCGGGGUGAUAUUGGCCCACCAGGACCCAGAGGAGAACAUGGAACCAUGGGCCCACCAGGGCAAUCAGGGAAGCCGGGGAAAGACGGUGAACAAGGCCCGCCAGGAACACCAGGUCCUCCAGGAUUGAGAGGUGAUCAGGGAAAAACUGGCCCGCUCGGUCCCCAAGGGAAGCCUGGCGUCGAGGGGUUACAGGGUCUAAAGGGCUCAAAAGGAACAAAUGGAGAUCCUGGUUUUCCCGGAGUGCAGGGUCCCCAGGGCUCUCGGGGCCUGUCAGGAGAAACAGGCAGUCCAGGCAAGCAGGGUCCUGUUGGGAAAUCAGGAGAGGCUGGGGCCAAAGGAGAGAGGGGUUAUCAAGGGCUCAAUGGUGAAAGAGGACCUCAGGGGGAGAAAGGUCAAGAAGGCGACCAUGGGCUUCCGGGCAUCAAAGGACACAGGGGGCUGCUGGGCCCGGUGGGACCUCCCGGAGAGAGCGGUGUGUCCGGGGUGGCAGGCCCACCGGGAACGCCGGGAUUCCCAGGGCCGAAGGGUGAGACGCCUUCGCUGGAACAACUGAGGAAACUCAUUCGAGAAGAGCUCUCAAAGCAGCUCGACUUGCGCUUGGCUGACCUGGUGUCUCAGUUCCAGCACGUGAGAGUGAAGGCCGCCCCUGGGAAGCCCGGGCUUCCUGGUGUUCCGGGGAAAGAAGGCUUCCCUGGCAGGCCUGGCGCUCCCGGAGAUCUCGGCCAGCCCGGCAUCCCGGGAGCUGAGGGCCAGCGGGGGCCAAUGGGCCCGAAAGGCGAGAGAGGGGAAACGGGAGAGAGAGGCGAGGCUGGCAUCGGGCAACGUGGAGAAGCGGGAGCCACCGGUCUAGCGGGCGCCCCGGGAAUGCCAGGCUACGGGACGGACGGAAUUCCGGGAACGCCGGGUCCACAAGGAGAGCCGGGAAGCGCUGGGCCGCAGGGCCCCGAGGGUCCCCCCGGGAGGAACGGGCUGUGCGAUCUGUCUCAGUGCGUUUACUACGCCAGCCUGGCCGGCCGGCCGUCCAACCAGAAGGGGCCUUGAGCUCACAGGACAUCAGGUCCAACAUGGUGACACGGUCUGUGCGCGCGUGACAGUGACAGCCGCCAUCACUGUCUGAGGAAGCCAGAAAUUUCUCAUGGUCUUAGCUUUGAGCCCAUUGCCACCCAAUUUAAGCAAGGACGGUGUUUGCCCCUCGUACCCCACCCCUCAACAGCACCACACCCACAUCGACCACCCCCCCACCCUCAAACACUUCCUCAAAACC